GGAGUACCGGGCGACGGUGCCGCACGAGAGCCUGGUCAAGAAGGCCCUGGACAUCUUCGACCAGUCCAUGCGGCGGGGGCUCGCCGGGCCGCCGCCGGGCGACGCGCGCCGCGUGGACGCGCUGCCCUCCGUGCCUGGCGGCGCGCCGGCGGGGCAGGCAGAGGUUCCGGCGGGGGCCGGCAAGCAGGAGGAGCCAGAGGUGUCCGAGUAUGCGAAGUGGGCCCUCGACCAGGACGAGAAGGAGAAGAAGGAGGAGCCGGAGGUGUCCGAGUACGCGAAGUGGGCCCUGGACCAGGACGCGAAGGCCCCGCCGCCCGAGGAGGACGAGGAGCCCUACGACCCCUACGAGGGCGCGGGGGACGACGAGUACCCGGGCGGCGACGUGCCCGCGCAGGAGGAGGACCUGGGCUCCGUGGACGAGUCCACGGUGGAGGGCCGGCUCAAGGUCGCGGAGCACGCGCUCCGCAAGGCCGAGAAGUCGGUGAAGUCCGCCGAGAGCUCCAAGAGGGGCCUGCAGGACAAGCUGCAGCUCGUAGACGACAACGACGCCCGGUUCCACCCGCUGAUGGACACCUGCGUCGAGAAGUAUCUCGACAAGUAUCUGUACAAGAUCUGCUUCUCCGGCCAGGCGAAGCAGGGGACCACCAGGCUGGGCACCUUCGAGAGCUGGGACGGCUCCGCCGCCGGCGGUGCGGGCGCCAUCAAGUUCUCGGACGGGGACGUGUGCUGGCAGGGCCCCGCGAGGACUCUCGAGGCAAGGCUCAGCUGCGGAGCGGAGCCGGAGAUCCUAGAGAUCACCGAGCCCUCGCAGUGCGUCUACAAGGCGGAGGUCGUGCACCCGAGCGCCUGCUCGGAGGCCAUGCUGGGUGCGCUCGCGGAGGAGAGCGUCUCGACCAUCCUGCCCCACGAGGAGCUCUGACCCCUCAGUGGUAACGACAAGGGGGGAUUGGCCCAGGGUGG
Messenger RNA from Prorocentrum cordatum, 960 nucleotides. Lineage: Eukaryota; Dinophyceae; Prorocentrales; Prorocentraceae. The record is from the annotation of a GenBank genome assembly.